This is a messenger RNA of Cladocopium goreaui, 294 nucleotides long. NCBI's taxonomy places the organism in Eukaryota, Dinophyceae, Suessiales, Symbiodiniaceae. The record is from the annotation of a GenBank genome assembly.
AUGGUGAUGAAGGAUGAGCUCCAACAGCGUCCCAGCAUUAAGAAAUUCGCGGCGUGCCGGCAAGAAACCAGGACCGCUUCGAGACGUGCGGAUGAGAAGCGAAAACGUGGUAUUGAGGUGCCCGAGAUGACUCGCAUCCUGCUGAGUUCCAAUCCAUCGCUGCCAAGGUUGGCCGCGGCUGAGCAAAGGUGUGUGGAUGAAGGUAAAGCAGGAAGUAGCAGCCCGACGAAACGGCAGCUGCGAAAGCAUUGUGUCUUUACGGCGUCCUCCGGCUUUGUCCACUAUGCUGGAUGA